UGACAUUUACCGUGGUGUAGAUUUCUGUCAUGUAAUCAUCACAAAUCAAUUUUAUUAAGAAAUAGUUUGAUUUAGUGAUUAAGACAUUAAAUAAUCAUGGAUUUCACAACCAAAGACGUGAACUUAAAGCCGGAUAGACCCACUACCUUGUUAAUAGAGAAACAUUCCGACUAUUUAGCGAAGUAUGGAACGAAUAAAGAUGAUUAUGAAUACUGUAUGACUGAAUAUCUUCGGAUGUCGGGAAUAUACUGGAGUUUAACUGCUAUGGAGCUUAUGGGGGAGUCGCAUAGAAUGCCUAAAGAGGAAAUUAUAAGCUUCAUAAGUACCUGUCAGAACAAGGAGAGUGGUGGCAUCUCGGCCAGUUUCCCACACGACCCACAUAUAUUAUACACGCUUAGUGCUGUGCAGGUGCUGACCAUGUAUGAUAGAUUAGAUGCAAUUGAUGUGGACGGUGUUGUAGAAUUUAUAAAGUCCUUGCAACAGGAGGAUGGCAGCUUUUUUGGAGACAAAUGGGGUGAAACUGACACAAGAUUCACAUUCUGUGCUGUCAUGUGUCUGUCGCUGCUGCAAAGACUGGAUGCUAUUAAUGUUGACAAAGCUGUACAGUUUGUACUCAGCUGCAUGAACUUUGAUGGUGGCUUCGGGUCCAAACCUGGCUCAGAAAGUCAUGCUGGUCUAAUCUACUGCUGUGUGGGCACACUUUCGAUAUGCAAGAAAUUAGAUGCCUUAAAAGUAGAUGACCUUGCAUGGUGGUUGUGCGAGAGACAGUUACCCAGCGGUGGGCUUAACGGCAGGCCUGAAAAGUUACCAGACUUGUGUUACUCAUGGUGGGUAAUGUCUUCCUUGACAAUGCUAAACAGAAUCCACUGGGUCGAUAAUGCGAAACUAGAAGAAUUCAUCCUGGCUUGUCAAGAUGCUGAAACGGGAGGCUUCAGUGAUAGACCUGGAGACAUCCCUGACCCCUUCCACACACUGUUCGGCCUGGCAGGCCUCUCUUUACUAGGAAAUAGCGACUUGAUCAAACCAGUCAACCCUACUUACUGCAUGCCACAAGAAACAAUCACUAGACUAAAAUUGGAACCUCAAAUCUUGAAGAAAGUUUAAAUUAUUAUAGCUAUAUCAUUAUAUUUUUUUAAUGGAACCACUUAGUUACGAAAUAGCAUGGCAAAGGGACAAGUUUUUUUUUAUAAAGUUAGUUAAGUAUACAGUGUUCACUUGUAAAUGGAAUAACCAGACUAUUCCAUAAAUACAGUCUCUCAAACUCAACUCAAUCCUUAGCUUUUCUGAGUCGUAUACAUUUUAUUUUCGCUAAAACAUUGCAAAAUAUGUAUCUAAAAAAAUAUAUUUUUAUCGGUGCAACACUAUUUAUCCUAUGGUUCCAUGAAAAUAAACUACUUUCAAAACCUAGUGAUGGUUCCCAACUUUGUCAGGGCUGCGCCUUGUAUUCAAAGUACCAUAAAGGAUUAAAGUACUUUAAAUCUGCACGCGCAGACAAUUUUAUAUGCAUUACUACAAAAUAAAAUAUUUAAUAUAUUAUGUGAUAAAUUAAUAA
Trichoplusia ni (cabbage looper) is the source of this 1552-nucleotide messenger RNA. RefSeq names its product geranylgeranyl transferase type-2 subunit beta (gene betaggt-II). Gene Ontology annotation, biological process: protein geranylgeranylation. Gene Ontology annotation, cellular component: Rab-protein geranylgeranyltransferase complex. The record is from RefSeq and is a predicted model, not a curated record. The transcript has 6 exons. Lineage: Eukaryota; Metazoa; Arthropoda; Insecta; Lepidoptera; Noctuidae. The coding region runs from base 97 to 1104 and encodes 335 amino acids. Gene Ontology annotation, molecular function: Rab geranylgeranyltransferase activity.